This is a messenger RNA of Penicillium psychrosexuale, 1143 nucleotides long. RefSeq lists its product as uncharacterized. The coding region runs from base 1 to 1143 and encodes 380 amino acids. NCBI's taxonomy places the organism in Eukaryota, Fungi, Ascomycota, Eurotiomycetes, Eurotiales, Aspergillaceae. The record is from RefSeq and is a predicted model, not a curated record. The transcript has a single exon.
AUGGUUCAGACAUGCCAGGCCCUGGACAAUGUACGCCCGCUUUGGGCAAACCAGGGACUUCAGUACCACAAGAAGAUCAUUCUUUGGGAUUCAAUAGUGGGACAAAGUGACCCCUCCACGAAGUCGAAAACCGCUAGUUCUAUACAGGAGCCUGAAGCCCGGACACUCUCCCAGCUCUACGCACCUUGGGACGAGGAUAGGCGGGGUAGGAACGGCCACCAGAUGCCUGAAUGGAAUGUCAACAAUGAGCAAGUUCAGGAGCUGUUGAAAACUUUGCAGUCAACUCCAGGUCACAUCGCGACUUCUGCCUACCUUCAUGAGGAACAAGAGAGAGAAAUUGCAUGCGAGGUGGAGCGAGAAGAACAGAUUUCGCGGCCCCCAUCAUACGAGCCUGAAGACCACAACCUCCACGACGAUAUCCGGUAUUUCGCCAAUUUCGGCAAGUUCCGUGAUAAGAAACCAUCCAAGGCUGUUACAUUGGCUUUCCAGGGUCUGGAAAAUACAUCUGCUGGGAAAGAGAACCAUCCACGUCUGCUUGGGCCUAGAUUGUAUUCCACUGUAGACUUCAACCAAACCGUGAAAAUUUCCAAGAAUAAUGUUAUGGAUGAUUUCUGCACGCAGGUGAAUUGGAUUUUAUCCAGUGUCCACAGCGAUGUUCUGAUUAUCGUGAGUCAGUACGAAGCUAAUGAGCUCAUCAAUAUCGUUCGCAAAUCAGAGAACGUCAGACUUAACAUCUACGCCCCGCGGCUAACGAAGCCCAUGCGGUCGUUCCGCUACCUUGACUUCUUUGGCGUUGGCGCAAACAUUCCAACGCAGCCUGACGACACAAUGACACGGUGUCUGGAGAUGUUCUCUGGGAGCCUUUACUUCAGCUCAUUUGAAGAUUACAACGAUUUCCGUUCCUUCUUGGAGCUUCUUACAGAUAACCUUGGUGGGAUUCCAGACGAUGCCAUGACCAAUGAGGGAUUCGUCAAAUACUUUUCCCGCAUGCAACUUCAAUGGCCUAUCGACUCACCCUUUGUUGAAAAUCCGAUUCCGUUCCUCGGUGCCCUGAUUCAUAUUCGAACCAAAGGAAUGGGAUACCAACAAUCUCACGUCGGCACACUCGUCAAAACCAUGCCAUUGAGUGCUGAACGAUUUUGA